GGGGUGACGACGACGACCAUAGCCAUUCAGAUUGUAUGUUGGGAGGCUGCAGGGACCGCCCAUGGCAAGAUCCCGCACUUCCACCACAUUGGUGCUCCUGGCGAGUUCGUUCGCGCCGGCCUUGCCCACCAGACUAACGAAGCGCGAGGCCCACCUGCGCGGCGCGGAUCUGCAUGCGGACCAGCUGGACCUUCCGGCCCUGGAGGGGCCUGACGGCACCGCGGCAGCAGACGACGAGGCCGCCUCUGGAACGGACGCCGUCGACCUCGCCGGCCGCUCGGCCCUGGGCGCACUGAGGGGCGCCGAGGAGGAGGACUCGUUGUGGCGCGACGCCUCCUUCCUCGUGGCGGGGACGCAGGCCCCCGCUGGGCACGACAAGGGCACCUCGGGACCAGCGCCAGCGACUACUCCCCAGGAUGCCAUGUACAGCGACGACUUCCUGACCAACAAUGGGGAUGAGUAUGACGACCUCGCCGAGAAGGUCGCCCAACAGAUGGACCAGACAGACAACGGCGGCGGAAGGUAUAUCGUCCCCCAGGAUGAGGCCAAGGAGAUUUUCCUCCCGCCCACCACCACGGAGCCGGCGCCGCUGCCGCCAACGAAGUCCCCACCGUCUUCCACAGAGGGCGCGGGUGCAGCAACAGAUUCUCCAGUCGAGUCUUCGUCAGACCCCGCGGGAGUCGCGCCGCCGCCAGCGGCGCACAGCGAGAAGGGCGAAUCUGCAGAACCAGACCUCUCCGAGGAGGCCUCGUCGGAUCCGGGCGGUGAGGAGGACAAGAUCGAGGAUUCGGUGAAGGACGAAGAGAAACAGGUUGAGGACGAGGAGAGUGCCGCAGAAGCCCCAGACGCGGAGCAGGCUUCCACUGGGACCGCAGCGGACGAGGAGGCCGCAGCAAGCGGCGAGGAGACGGCCGCCGAGGGCGCCGAUGCAACAGCCACAGAACCCGCGGUUGCAGCGCCAAGGGAGGCAGACCAGGCCGCGCCGGCAAAGAAGCCCAGCGCCGAGGCACGUGUGCCAGCGGCACCUGAGGAAGCCAGCGCCGAUGCGCCUGUGCCAGCGGCACCCGUGGAAGAGGUGGAGGAGGAAAACUACGGCUGCAAGUCUUGGUGUGUGACCCACACCGCGGCUUGGGAGUACAAGUGCGACUGGCGGAACUGCGCCAGCUGCUCGGACUGUCCUUCAGAUCCAGACGAGGCGAAGUGUCACGGGACCUGCAGCCGUAGCCGGGCACUAUGGACAGAGAAGUGCGCUUGGAUUGAUUGUUCUGGGUGCUCCGAGUGCGACGAAGAGUCGGUCGCGCCAUUGCCGCCGCCUGGCGAAGACCAGCCCAAGAGCGUGCCCGAGGCCACGCCCAAGCCGAAGCUCGAGCCACCACCAACCAGCAAAGCCCGAGCCGACGCGUGCUGGAGAGCCGGUCCCCGCCCCUCCAGAGCCCGAGGAGCUGCUGACGACAACGCCGCCGACGGCGCACUCGCCAGCCGCCGAAGGCGCGACGCCUCCGGCGCCUGCGCCAGCGGUGGUCCAGGCACUCCCGCCCGCGCCGUCGGAGGAGACCUCCGAGCAAGAGGCGGGCGAGGAGACUUCGGAGGAGACCUCCGAGCAGCCAGCCCCGGCGCCUUCGGAGGACUCUUCGCCAUCAGAGGCACCGACGGUGGCGCCAGCGCCUGCGGCAGAGGAGGACGGGGCGCCAUCGCCGGCGGCGGCCGAGGCGGCGGCCCCCGCCGCCACAGAGGAGCCUCUGGCGCCCGCUCCGGCCGCCGAGGCGGAGGAGGCAGCGGGGCCGCCCGCACCAGCAGCCGCGGACCCGGAGGACCUGUGGGUUCCCGGAGAGCCGCCGGAGUGGGUGGGCCCGGGCGGCGAGGCCGCCGCCGCCGACGAGCCCGAGGGGUCGCCCGCGGCGGCCCCCCCCGCUGCGACGGACGCUGCCGCCGACGAGGCGCCGCCGGCAGCGGAAGCCGAGGGAGGGGCGUCGGCGGAGGAGGCCGUGGUGGAGGACGCGCCGGCCGACGAGGCGCCAGCGACGGCGGAGGCAGCCGCGGCGGAGGCACCCGCGUCCGAGGGCGCUUCGCCGCCAGCCGAGGAGGCCCUUGGGGAGGGGGCGGCCCCCGAGGAGGCGCCUGCGAAGGAGAAGACCGCAGGGAACGCGGCGACGGCCGAGGAGGCUCCAGCGGAGGAGGCCGCCUCCGAGGAGGCUGCGGCGAAGCCGGCGGAAGAGGCUGCCGAAGAGGCAGCGGCCGGAGACGAGCCUGCCGGGGGCUGAUCGACGAGGGCCUCUGACCAGCGGGCUCCUUCGGGCGGCGCAGCCGAGCCCAGUGGCUGUCGGCGCCGCGGCCGAGACUUGGGUGGCCUGGGGAGCCUGGGCUCGCGCGUCGGAGGGUUGCUGCCCUCUCUCCCUCCCCUCCCUCCUGCGCCUC
Molecule: messenger RNA, 2415 nt
Organism: Prorocentrum cordatum
Lineage: Eukaryota; Dinophyceae; Prorocentrales; Prorocentraceae
Source: the annotation of a GenBank genome assembly